Peronospora matthiolae is the source of this 234-nucleotide messenger RNA. The record is from the annotation of a GenBank genome assembly. NCBI's taxonomy places the organism in Eukaryota, Oomycota, Peronosporomycetes, Peronosporales, Peronosporaceae.
AUGCGCGCCACCAGCAGACGUGACACACACGCGUAUCUCAAGCUGGUGUCGAAGUUGGAUCUGAGAAAUGCCGUUGCUCUGGGCUGGCUGUUUGCGCGUCUCCAAUCGCUCUUUUCGGUUGUACUGCUACAAGUUACGAAACACCGCGACAAUAAAGUGGAGGUCGACGUGCUUGGGUUCACUUGCCUCACGUCAAACUGGAAGUCCAGUGACCAAAGUCAGCUGGUCAUAUAA